AGUCGAGGGUCGGACUGGUCAGGGUUCAGGCGGGAUCCGGCGUCCGAGUCCUGGUGGGCCGGCCUGGGGCAGGAUCUGGCUCUGGCUGCGGGUCCUGACUCGGGUCAGGGUUGGGCCUCCGAUCCAGCCCGCUCCGGGGCAGGGUUCAAUCCCGCAUUUGCCGAAGUCCCUGGGGCUGGCCGGGGUGGAAGACGGGGAGGGCUCUAUGUCUGGGAAGGGGCUCUGAAGACCACGUGGGGGCGCUCGAAGGGGCCUGGGGCCACCCUCCUCUCUGGGUCAAAGGUCAUCGCACCGGCAGGGGAGAACUUCCUCCUCCUUGGCUCUCCCCACUUACUUCCUGAUAACCUGGUAGAGGUCUCCCGCGGGCGGGGAGGGGGAGGCGUAGCAACUUUAGGCAACUUCCCAAAGGUGUGCGCAGGUUGGGGGCGGGACGCGGCGCCCCGGGAGGUGGCGGCCUCUGCGACAGCGGGAGUAUAAGAGUGGACCUGCAGGCUGGUCGCGAGGAGGUGGAGCGGCGCCCGCCGUGUGCCUGGGACCGGCAUGCUGGGGCAGGAGGGCAGCCGCGUGUCAGGUGUGAAAAGCUCUGGAGGUGUUUUCAUGAGUCCGUGCCUGUGCGUGUGGAUGUGGGGAGACCUAGUGAGAGUGUGUGUGAUCAUGAGCCUUGACUGAGUUCGUGGAUGGGGUGUGCGCUCCAGGAGAAGUGUGUGAGCACAAGUGUGAGCAGGAGUGAGCACGGGUUUGGGAAGGCCGGUGCAAGUGUGAAAGCCCUCAGCAGAGAGCGAGCCUGCGUGGGCUUGUGGGGCUCCUGAGCACCCCGGUGAGUGGAGUGUGUGAACUCGGUGUGAGCACGUCCACUGGCCUUGGGUCUGCUCUCCAAUGCAGAAUACCCAGAUGAGGGCAGGGUCUCAGAGGUCCCCCCAACAUCUGGAGAAAACUGGGAAGUAUCCUGCUCCUGGCUAGGGAUUCCAGGUGGGGUUGAAGGUUGCCUGGGGGCUACGGUUACCCUGCUCCCUGGCCUGGGUGGGAGUAGGGGCUUUCUAAGCCUCCCCCAGGUUCCCAAGGGGGAGACCUGCUGUCAGUUACUGGCCCUGAAGACUCUGUUUCCAUGGCAACAGCUAGGAGGGGGCAGUGUUCCUGGGCAGUCCUUCCUUGGACUCUGCCCCCCUUCUUCCCCACUUGCUGGGCUUGGAAGCCUGGCCCUAGGCCCGAGGUUGGGCAACCCGUGUGGCAGGGUGUCUCCCAUCCCCCAUACCAGUGCUUUCCUGCGAACCUAUGGGUCUCUCCGUGCAGGUGACCAGCGCCAUGUCCAGCCAGGUGGUGGGCAUUGAGCCUCUCUACAUCAAGGCAGAGCCGGCCAGCCCUGACAGUCCAAAGGGUUCCUCGGAGACAGAGACCGAGCCUCCUGUGGCCCUGGCCCCUGGUCCAGCUCCCACUCGCUGCCUCCCAGGCCACAAGGAAGAGGAGGAUGGGGAGGGGGCUGGGCCUGGCGAGCAGGGCGGUGGGAAGCUGGUGCUCAGCUCCCUGCCCAAGCGCCUCUGCCUGGUCUGUGGGGACGUGGCCUCCGGCUACCACUAUGGUGUGGCAUCCUGUGAGGCCUGCAAAGCCUUCUUCAAGAGGACCAUCCAGGACCUGUGCUUGCCCGGGGAGAGUCAGGGCUCUCCUGUCAGCUGGGUCCCCUCCCAGCCCCGGGAGGCCGCCACUGGAGCCCUGCCUCUUCCUGGCAGGGAGCAUCGAGUACAGCUGUCCGGCCUCCAACGAGUGUGAGAUCACCAAGCGGAGACGCAAGGCCUGCCAGGCCUGCCGCUUCACCAAGUGCCUGCGGGUGGGCAUGCUCAAGGAGGGAGUGCGCCUGGACCGCGUCCGGGGUGGGCGGCAGAAGUACAAGCGGCGGCCGGAGGUGGACCCACUGCCCUUCCCGGGCCCCUUCCCUGCUGGGCCCCUGGCAGUCGCUGGAGGCCCCCGGAAGACAGCAGCCCCAGUGAAUGCACUGGUGUCUCAUCUGCUGGUGGUUGAGCCUGAGAAGCUCUAUGCCAUGCCUGACCCCGCAGGCCCUGAUGGGCACCUCCCAGCCGUGGCUACCCUCUGUGACCUCUUUGACCGAGAGAUUGUGGUCACCAUCAGCUGGGCCAAGAGCAUCCCAGGCUUCUCAUCGCUGUCGCUGUCUGACCAGAUGUCAGUACUGCAGAGCGUGUGGAUGGAGGUGCUGGUGCUGGGUGUGGCCCAGCGCUCACUGCCACUGCAGGAUGAGCUGGCCUUCGCUGAGGACUUAGUCCUGGAUGAAGAGGGGGCACGGGCAGCUGGCCUGGGGGAACUGGGGGCUGCCCUGCUGCAACUAGUGCGGCGGCUGCAGGCCCUGCGGCUGGAGCGAGAGGAGUAUGUUCUACUAAAGGCCUUGGCCCUUGCCAAUUCAGACUCUGUGCACAUCGAAGAUGCCGAGGCUGUGGAGCAGCUGCGAGAAGCUCUGCACGAGGCCCUGCUGGAGUAUGAAGCCGGCCGGGCUGGCCCCGGAGGGGGUGCUGAGCGGCGGCGGGCGGGCAGGCUGCUGCUCACGCUACCGCUCCUCCGCCAGACAGCGGGCAAAGUGCUGGCCCAUUUCUAUGGGGUGAAGCUGGAGGGCAAGGUGCCCAUGCACAAGCUGUUCUUGGAGAUGCUCGAGGCCAUGAUGGACUGAGGCAAGGGGUGGGACUGGUGGGGGUUCUGGCAGGACCUGCCUAGCAUGGGGUCAGCCCCAAGGGCUGGGGCGGAGCUGGGGUCUGGGCAGUGCCACAGCCUGCUGGCAGGGCCAGGGCAAUGCCAUCAGCCCCUGGGAACAGGCCCCACGCCCUCUCCUCCCCCUCCUAGGGGGUGUCAGAAGCUGGGAACGUGUGUCCAGGCUCUGGGCACAGUGCUGCCCCUUGCAAGCCAUAACGUGCCCCCAGAGUGUAGGGGGCCUUGCGGAAGCCAUAGGGGGCUGCACGGGAUGCGUGGGAGGCAGAAACCUAUCUCAGGGAGGGAAGGGGAUGGAGGCCAGAGUCUCCCAGUGGGUGAUGCUUUUGCUGCUGCUUAAUCCUACCCCCUCUUCAAAGCAGAGUGGGACUUGGAGAGCAAAGGCCCAUGCCCCCUUCGCUCCUCCUCUCAUCAUUUGCAUUGGGCAUUAGUGUCCCCCCUUGAAGCAAUAACUCCAAGCAGACUCCAGCCCCUGGACCCCUGGGGUGGCCAGGGCUUCCCCAUCAGCUCCCAACGAGCCUCCUCAGGGGGUAGGAGAGCACUGCCUCUAUGCCCUGCAGAGCAAUAACACUAUAUUUAUUUUUGGGUUUGGCCAGGGAGGCGCAGGGACAUGGGGCAAGCCAGGGCCCAGAGCCCUUGGCUGUACAGAGACUCUAUUUUAAUGUAUAUUUGCUGCAAAGAGAAACCGCUUUUGGUUUUAAACCUUUAAUGAGAAAAAAAUAUAUAAUACCGAGCUCAAAAA
This is a messenger RNA of Homo sapiens (human), 3448 nucleotides long. RefSeq names its product estrogen related receptor alpha (gene ESRRA). Lineage: Eukaryota; Metazoa; Chordata; Mammalia; Primates; Hominidae. The coding region runs from base 1466 to 2671 and encodes 401 amino acids. The record is from RefSeq and is a predicted model, not a curated record. Gene Ontology annotation, molecular function: DNA-binding transcription repressor activity, RNA polymerase II-specific; DNA-binding transcription activator activity, RNA polymerase II-specific; sequence-specific DNA binding. Gene Ontology annotation, cellular component: nucleus; cytoplasm. Gene Ontology annotation, biological process: nuclear receptor-mediated steroid hormone signaling pathway; regulation of DNA-templated transcription; negative regulation of transcription by RNA polymerase II. The transcript has 6 exons.